AUGGCCAGAAAGAAGCCGGCCAAAAAGAAACCGACUCGUAAUAAAUCCCAAGACUUCCAACAACAAAACCCAUCUCAAGAAAUUCAAGACUCUGCCAAAGAUUCGUCCUUUACAGAAUCUUCCAACGAAAUGAACCCCCAAUCUCCCAUGGAAGAUCCUAAUGAGCAGCUUCAGAGUCUUCAGACUCUUAACUCAUUACUUGUCAAGGAGACCUUUGAAAAGAGACAACAGGUUGAGUUAUUGGUUCAAUACUAUAAAGGCCUCGAGGCUGAGUUGAGUAAGAGGAAGGAACUUGAGGGUGUGCAGAGUGACAAAAAUAUGGGGUUGGAAUGGCAAAAUGGGGUUCUUUCGGUUUAUAUGGAGACUCAAAUGAAGGAAAUGGGUGUUGAGAAGGAAAGGGAGAUUGGGGAAUUGAACAGUAAGGUGAAUGGACUAAUAAGCAGUCUUGAAAAUGAAAGAGAAAGGUUGAGUUUGGUUUCUAAAGAGAGAGAUUUGGCAAGGAAUGAUUUUGAGUUGCAGGUUAAUGAGGGUCGUUUGAUGAAAGCGAACCUAGUGGACAUGGAGAAAAAUGAGAGGGGAUUUCUGGAAGAGAUUGGGAAACUGAGAGUUGAAUGUGAUAAGUUGCUUGGGGACAAGGAGGAAUUGGAGAAGGUGAAGAGUUCAGUGGUGAAAGAUAAAGACUUGUUGGAGAAGAACAUUAAGGAUAUGGUCAUGGAAGUUGAGGAUUUAAGAAUAAAGAUUGAAAAUCUUGAGAAGGAGAAGAAAGAGAUAGAGAUGGAGAAAAUUUACCAAAGAGCGAAGAUUGAUGAGUUGGAAAAGAAAAUGCGAAAUAUGGAUAAGGUUAUAUUGAAUUUCAAUAAGGAAGAGGGGGUGUUGCGGUCCAAAGUUUUCUUGUUGGAAAAGAAUUAUGCUGAAGCAAUGGAUAGAGAGGCUGAACUGGCAAAAGAGAUUGAUGCAUUGGUGGAAGAAAAGAGAGCAAUAGAACAGAAUCUUGAAAGGGUAAUGGAGGAGAAGGAUCUUGCCACAAAAUCUUUGGAGACUACAGUGGCGGAGUCUGCGGAUAAGCAGAGAAGAAUUGACAAGUUAUUGGAGGAAAGGGAUGCAGCUACAAGAGUAUUGGAAAUGAAUAAGAAGGAACUAAAGGAUAUGCGGGAGAAGAUUGAAGACUUUCUUGGAGACAAAAGUGAGAUUGAGAAGGUCAAAUUUAGUGGUGAGAUUAAUAAAUCUGAGCUACAUAAAGAAGUGAGUGAUCUGUGGGAUGUUGUGAAUAGGCUGCUAGAGGCAUGUGAGGCUUAUGAAAACAAGAAAAAAGAAUUGAUAUCUGAAGUUAGCUGUAUUAGAGUUUCAUUUGAUGAAUUGACUCUUGAGAAGGACAAUGCAUUGAAAGUAUUGGAUGAGGAGAAGCAAAAUGGUGUUAACUUGAGAUUGAAAGUUUCAGAAAUGGAGAAGAUACUUGAGGAAACUACGGAAGAACUGACACAGAAGAAGGUUGAAUGGCAGAACCUAAUCAAGGAAAAGGAGGAGAUGGUAAAUCACUGCAGAUCAAUGGCUGAAGAUAAAGAUGGGCUGCAGAAGGAACUUCUGGAGGCAAAGAGAACUCUCAAUGAUUUGAGGGCUAAAAUGGAAUCAACCAGUAUUAAGUAUCAGCAACUGUUGACUUUGUUGAAGAACACUGCUUCACGGUUAUGUCAAUCUAAAGGUGAAACUGAUCGAAAGAAGAAGGAAGAAGCUGCUAUUGCUGAAAGGAAACAUGAAGAGGACAUUGAACCAUAUUCAACAGAACUGGAGGCAAUCAAACAAGCAUUUGAGAACAAAGAGACAGUAGCUCAAGAUUUGAAGCUGAAAGUUGAGGUAAUGGAGAAAUCAGUAGUGGAAGCACAAAAGAAAAAGAGUUUCUGGACUUUGGUCUCCUCCGCAACAACUCUUUUGGCUGCAGUAACCUUUGCAUAUGCUGCAAGACGAUUUUGA
Molecule: messenger RNA, 1968 nt
Organism: Gossypium raimondii (Peruvian cotton)
Lineage: Eukaryota; Viridiplantae; Streptophyta; Magnoliopsida; Malvales; Malvaceae
Exons: 1
Coding region: 1-1968 (655 amino acids)
Biological process (GO): translation; ribosomal large subunit assembly
Cellular component (GO): cytosolic large ribosomal subunit; ribosome
Molecular function (GO): structural constituent of ribosome; RNA binding
Source: RefSeq, a predicted model, not a curated record